UCUAUUCACUACAACAUGCACACAGUGAAGCAUAACUACACCACCAGGCCAGAGCCAUUGCAGUGCACAGGGAGCAUUGACGCUUUAGAACUUAGCAUCUCAUGUGCAAUGGUCUUUGCCAUUGAGGAGAUUAACAACAGUACAAAGCUGCUACCAGGCAUCAGGCUCGGUUAUCAGAUCCAUGACUCAUGCGCCUCAGUGACUGUGGCAGUCAGUGUGGCUUCUCAGCUUUCUAAUGGGUUGGACCUUGUGUUUGAUACCGGCAACAAUUGUACUAAAUCUAGUACAGUGAUGGCUGUUGUUGGUGAGUCUGCAUCCUCACCAUCCAUUAGUCUUUCACGCGUCGUUGGGUCUUUUAAUAUUCCUCAAGUGAGCCAUUCUUCCACUUGUGCAUGCCUAUCUGAUAAGCGUCAGUACCCGAGUUUCUUCAGAACAAUCCCCAGUGAUCAGUUCCAGGCUGUUGCACUGGCCAAGCUGGUGAAACACUUUGGAUGGACUUGGAUAGGUGCUGUCCGGUCAGAUACAGAUUAUGGAAAUAAUGGCAUGGUGUCUUUCCUGGAUGCAGCGCACAAAGAGGGGAUCUGUGUUGAAUACUCUGAAUCUUUCCAUCGGACCCAACCACGCAGCAGGAUCCAGAGAGUGGCUGAUGUUAUCCGCAGGUCAACAGCUAUGGUUGUUGUGGCAUUUUCAUCUACUGGAGACAUGAGGCUCCUGCUGGACGAGUUGUCUCAUGAGUCUUCCCCACCUCGCCAGUGGAUAGGCAGUGAGUCCUGGAUAACUCAUCCAGACAUGAUGAGGUUCACCUUCUUUGCUGGAACCAUUGGAUUUGCCAUUCAGAAAUCUGUCAUCCCAGGUCUGAGAGACUUCCUGCUGGAUCUCUCUCCCUCUAAAGUUGCAGCUUCUCCAGUUCUGACUGAGUUCUGGGAGGAUGUGUUCAACUGCAGGCUGGAAAAAGGUUCUGCCACAGACAAGAAGGUGUGCGAUGGAACUGAAGACAUACAGAAGCUCCAGAACCCGUACACUGACACAUCUGAACUCCGAAUCACUAACAUGGUGUACAAGGCUGUUUAUGCAAUAGCACAUGCCAUUCAUAAUGCUGUGUGUCAGGAGACUAAUUCUACUACUCAGUGUGAUAAACUCACCAGGAUCGAGCCCAAACAGGUUCUUACUCAGCUGAAGAAAGUAAAUUUUUCCCAGAAUGGUUAUCCUGUGUCAUUUGAUGCCAAUGGGGAUCCUGUGGCCACAUAUGAGCUGGUUAACUGGCAGAAAAGUGAGAGUGGCAGCAUUGUGUUGGUGACCGUAGGGUAUUAUGAUGCAUCACUGCCACUGGGCCAGGAGUUACAUAUCAACAGGAACCUCACCUGGGCAGAGGGCAGCACACAAGUACCUGUGUCAGUGUGCACUGACAGCUGUCCUCAUGGAACUCAUAAAGUGCUGCAGGAAGGAAAACCCAUCUGCUGUAAUGAUUGUGUCCCAUGUCCUGAAGGAGAAAUCAGCAAUGUUACAGAUUCCUCAGAUUGUUUCCCUUGUCCUAAGGAGUUCUGGCCUAAUGCAAACAGAGACACAUGUUUCCCCAAGCCUGUUGAGUUUCUUUCCUUUGAUGAGGUCCUAGGAAUCAUCCUGGCUGCAUUCUCAGUUGGUGGUGCCUGUCUAGCCAUUAUAACAGCCAGUGUAUUCUUUCGACACAGAACAUCUCCAAUUGUCAGGGCCAACAACUCUGAGCUGAGCUUCCUGCUGCUCUUCUCCCUGACUCUCUGUUUCUUAUGUUCAUUAACUUUCAUUGGAGCACCCUCUGAGUGGUCCUGCAUGCUGCGCCACACAGCGUUUGGGAUCACCUUUGUCCUCUGCAUCUCUUGUGUUCUUGGUAAAACUAUAGUGGUGUUAAUGGCCUUCAGGGCUACACUUCCAGCCAGUAAUGUGAUGAAAUGGUUUGGGCCUGCACAGCAGAGACUCAGUGUCCUGGCUUUCACUCUCAUCCAGGUUGUUAUAUGUAUCCUCUGGUUAACUAUUUCUCCUCCUUUUCCAUUUAAGAAUUUUACCCAGUUCAAGGACAAAAUCAUCUUAGAGUGUGCUCUGGGAUCAGCUGUAGGCUUUUGGGCUGUACUUGGGUACAUAGGCCUUCUGGCCAUCUUAUGUUUUAUUCUGGCUUUUCUUGAUAAUUUUAACGAAGCCAAGUUGAUCACUUUCAGUAUGCUGAUAUUCUGUGCAGUCUGGAUCACUUUUAUCCCAGCAUAUGUCAGCUCUCCUGGGAAGUUUACUGUGGCUGUGGAGAUAUUUGCUAUUCUGGCCUCCAGUUUUGGUUUAAUACUGUGUAUAUUUGCUCCAAAGUGUUUUAUCAUAUUGUUUAAACCAGAGAAGAAUACCAAGAAAUAUGUAAUGAACAAAAAUGCAUCCUAG
Monopterus albus (swamp eel) is the source of this 2397-nucleotide messenger RNA. RefSeq names its product extracellular calcium-sensing receptor-like. Gene Ontology annotation, molecular function: G protein-coupled receptor activity. Gene Ontology annotation, biological process: G protein-coupled receptor signaling pathway. Lineage: Eukaryota; Metazoa; Chordata; Actinopteri; Synbranchiformes; Synbranchidae. Gene Ontology annotation, cellular component: plasma membrane. The record is from RefSeq and is a predicted model, not a curated record.